Messenger RNA from Siniperca chuatsi (mandarin fish), 787 nucleotides. It is a transcript of the gene brk1, whose product is annotated as BRICK1 subunit of SCAR/WAVE actin nucleating complex. NCBI's taxonomy places the organism in Eukaryota, Metazoa, Chordata, Actinopteri, Centrarchiformes, Sinipercidae. Gene Ontology annotation, molecular function: protein-containing complex binding. The record is from RefSeq and is a predicted model, not a curated record. Gene Ontology annotation, biological process: regulation of actin polymerization or depolymerization; actin filament organization; cell motility. Bases 65 to 292 code for a protein of 75 amino acids. The transcript has 3 exons. Gene Ontology annotation, cellular component: SCAR complex.
ACGCUGUGCUUCCUGGAUGGGCUAUCCUUGAUUGAACGCUACGCUAAACUGCGACUUAUCCAAAAUGGCUGGCCAGGAAGAUCCAGUGCAAAGAGAGAUUCACCAAGAUUGGGCGAAUCGAGAAUAUAUAGAAGUUAUUACGAGCAGCAUAAAAAAAAUCGCCGACUUUCUUAACUCAUUUGAUAUGUCGUGUCGAUCCCGUUUGGCCACCCUCAAUGAGAAGCUGACAGCGUUGGAGAGGAGGAUUGAAUAUAUCGAGGCGAGAGUGACAAAAGGAGAGACCUUGACCUAGAACUCAUCAUGGAAAUUCAUAGCAUCCCAGAGCUCCCUGCCCAUUCCCUACCCUGAUUUUUAUUUUUUUUUUUUGGAAAAAGUGUGAUGGAUUCCACCCUCCUUUUUUUGGGAUCAUGUGGACCAUUUUUAUAUUAUAUGGCUGACUUCUGUGUUGUUUUAUCUCAUGACACAUUUGUAUAGAAUACAUGGGUCUGUCUUGGGUGUCAGUGACUCAAGCAUAAUCAAUGUUAAAAAAACAAACAUAAGCUCCGCAAGUAUUGGUUUCAAAGAAUAUUGUGGAGCUCAAUUAUGGAUCUGGUAUCAGUGCAACUUAUUGACCAUCUGUGUUGUAUACAGUGUUAUAACCACAUCAGAGAUUUAAGAAAGGGGGACAUUUUUGUGUGCCAAGUUGAAAGAGUAAUUGUGUAGUCAUCUUUAUUAAGGACCUGCUUGUACAGUGAAUGGUUUGGUGAUGUUUCAGGAUUUACAUACUGUAAUAAAUGAUAAACAAUGA